AUGAUCUCGCUUGUGGUUGCUGCGUUCCUCCUGGCUGGUGCCUAUGGAUGUGGUGUCCAAAGGAUUCCACCUCUGAAUCCCAAGGUUGUGGGCGGCGUAGAAGCUGUACCUCACAGUUGGCCUUGGCAGGUCUCUCUCCAAAAUCAAGAAUAUGGCUACUGGGAGCACGCUUGUGGAGGAUCCCUUAUUGCUGACAACUGGAUACUGACUGCUGCCCACUGCUUCACAGACUGCCCGAGGUGCCGGGUAGUGCUCGGCGCACACAAUAUCAAGGAUCCAGAAGCGGGAUCUGUUGUAAUUAGAAUUGACCGAAGGAAAUUCUUUGUCCACAAAAAAUGGAAUUCAAUACUUUUCGCUGGGAACGACAUUGCACUCAUCAAGUUGACCAGCCCGGUGACCCUAAGUAAGCAGAUUGAUCUGAUCUGUCUUCCGAAAGCUGGCACUCUACUUCCCCUUAGAUAUCCCUGCUACAUCACAGGAUGGGGUAGAUUCUACACAAACGGUCCCUUUGCUGAUAAACUCCAGCAAGUUCGUGUGCCGACCUUUAACUAUGCACAAUGCUCCAGCCCAGGUGGGUGGAGACCUUUGAAAAGUAUAAUGAUGUGUGCUGGAGGAGAUGGUAUUGUUUCUGCGUGCCACGGUGAUUCAGGUGGACCCUUGAACUGCCAGGUUGCUGCUGAAAGAUGGGAAGUGCAUGGCAUCACCAGCUUUGUUUCCACAUUCGGUUGCAACAUCUGGAAAAAGCCAACCAUCUUCACCCGUGUAUCCGCCUUCAAUGACUGGAUUUCAGAGAUUAUGGUAAACAACUGAAGUCCAAGGGGAUGAAAUAUAUUAUUCAAACAGACUGCCAUAAGUCAAUAAAAACAUUUG
Mobula hypostoma (lesser devil ray) is the source of this 870-nucleotide messenger RNA. RefSeq names its product chymotrypsin-like elastase family member 2A. The transcript has 8 exons. Bases 1 to 810 code for a protein of 269 amino acids. Gene Ontology annotation, biological process: proteolysis. The record is from RefSeq and is a predicted model, not a curated record. NCBI's taxonomy places the organism in Eukaryota, Metazoa, Chordata, Chondrichthyes, Myliobatiformes, Myliobatidae. Gene Ontology annotation, molecular function: serine-type endopeptidase activity.